ACCUCCCUUUCUGACUUCCCCACCCUGCCCCCGGUGCCAUGGCGUCCAGCGAGGAGGACGGCACGGUGGAGGAGAAGGAAAACAACAACAAGAAGAGAACGAAAAGUGCCCUCAUAACAGCAUGGCUCACUUUCUACAACAUCGCCAUGACAGCCGGGUGGCUGGUGCUGGCAAUCACAAUGAUGCGCUUUUACAUCCAGAAAGGCACACAUAAGGGUCUCUAUAGAAGUAUAGCACGGACCCUCAAGUUUUUCCAGACCUUUGCAUUAGUUGAGGUCCUACAUUGUGCUGUCGGAAUUGUGAGGACUUCUGUGAUUGUGACCGGGGUUCAAGUGUGCUCCAGAAUUUACAUGGUUUGGUUUAUCACUAGUAGCAUCAGACAGAUCCAGAAUGAAGAAAGUGUACUCCUGUUCCUUGUUGUGUGGACGGUGACAGAGAUUACCAGAUAUUCUUACUACACAUUCAAACUGCUCCACCACCUGCCGUACUUCAUCAAAUGGGCCAGAUACAACUUCUUCAUCAUCUUGUACCCGCUUGGAGUUGUUGGAGAGCUGUUCACCAUUUAUGCCGCUCUACCAUUCGUACGCAGGUCUGGAAUGUACUCCAUGAGGCUUCCCAACAAAUAUAAUGUGUCGUUCGACUACUACUACUUCCUCAUCAUCGUCAUGCUAUCCUACAUCCCACUCUUUCCUCAGCUCUAUUUGCAUAUGCUGCGGCAGAGGAGGAGGGUGCUCCAUGGUGAAGUAAUAGUAGAGAAGGAUGACUAGACGUGCGCCACCUCGUCCAUUUAAGCCAGCCUGCCUGCACAUCACCCUGACAAAACGUCUGUUCCACCCACUCACCAGUGACACCCCUCACCUUUUUAUUUUGGCCGUUGGCAUUCUUAUCUGCCUGGGACCUGCAGAAUAGCUGAGGACCUCCCUGCUAACCAGCGAUGAUGAUGAAAACUGGGAUACAUUUCUGUCUGAUAUAUGAUUUGGUAAGAUGUUUACAGUUCUGGAGUUACACCACAGCACUAAGAUAUCUGGAUCCCCUUAUUCAACCACUGGCUUUACACCAUCUCAUUGCACCGAAGAAUAACUGAGCCACAUCACUGGUUCGUGACAUGAAAAAUGAGAAGAAACGUGGAAGGAAGAUUGUACGUUGUGUGCUCUGAAUUGUCCCUCAGCCCUACAAUUUGGUGGAUUUGAAAAGUGAUGCGACAGCACAGAUCACGGUACAAAAAGUUCAAUCAUACCUCAACAAUAAAUCUACAUUUAGACAAAUGUGCUGCUGCUUUUGUGUAUAUUUGUUUUACCUUUUGUUUAAACUAUGCAAUGUAAAAUCUUAAUCCACAGCAUCUCAGAGCAAGCACAGCUCCGACUUAAUUCUGUCUGUUUGGCUCAGCUAGUGCUUUCUUUUAAUAUUCUGAUGUUUACUAUCCUAAAGAGAUUUUCUUGGAGUCUUUGCAGAAAUUAGUGUGUAAAUCAGCAUUUUUAGGUUUUUGUCAGCCAUCAUUCUGCGUCUCAUUUUGUGUUAGGUAGUUGGCCAGGAUCGUAAUUAAAGGUGCAAUUAUUAAGAUCUUUUCAAUCUUCUGUGCAGCUGAAGGAGUGACUGUGAUUGGAGUUGACCUAAAACAGGAAAGCAGGAUUUGAAAUGACUUAAGAGGAAGUGUCAAUGAUCUGAAUGGACUGUGGUUAAUCAAAGAGAAUCAGUUUUGCUUAUCAUCUUGGUUAAAAGAAAAGUGAAAGAAUAUAAACCAAAUGUUAAAUUAAGCAGAAGGACAUUAAAAAAAUGUGAAACUACCUUUUUGUGAAAAAUAAACUAAAUUCUUCAACA
Messenger RNA from Cyprinodon tularosa, 1818 nucleotides. It is a transcript of the gene hacd1, whose product is annotated as 3-hydroxyacyl-CoA dehydratase 1. The coding region runs from base 39 to 767 and encodes 242 amino acids. Gene Ontology annotation, biological process: very long-chain fatty acid biosynthetic process; dephosphorylation; sphingolipid biosynthetic process. The transcript is spliced from 7 exons. The record is from RefSeq and is a predicted model, not a curated record. Gene Ontology annotation, cellular component: endoplasmic reticulum membrane. Gene Ontology annotation, molecular function: 3-hydroxyacyl-CoA dehydratase activity; phosphatase activity. NCBI's taxonomy places the organism in Eukaryota, Metazoa, Chordata, Actinopteri, Cyprinodontiformes, Cyprinodontidae.